CAUUUUUCUAAUUCAAACCAUCUAAACAUUCAAACCUCAAAAUAGCAAAAAUUUCAAGGCAACACAAAGAGAAAAGAGUCCUCAUAUCAACUCCUCCAAUUCCUCAACCCACAAAAAUAUUCCCACAAAAUCAAAAACACCACAAACCCAUCUUUUCUUACUGACAUCAAUCAACAAACAACAAACAAAAAUGGGGAAAGAUUUGAGUGAUGAACAAGUAAGUUCAAUGAGAGAAGCAUUUACUCUCUUUGACACAGACAAUGAUGGCAAAAUUGCACCUUCAGAAUUAGGAAUUCUGAUGCGUUCUUUGGGUGGGAAUCCAACACAAGCUCAACUCAAAGAAAUUGUAUCCCAAGAAAACCUAAAUUCCCCUUUUGAUUUCAACAGGUUUUUAGAUCUCAUGUCAAAACACUUAAAGCCUGAACCUUUUGAUCGUCAAUUGAGAGAUGCAUUCAAAGUUCUUGAUAAAGAAAAUACUGGAUUUGUUGCAGUUUCUGAUCUGAGGCAUAUUCUUACAAAUAUUGGUGAAAAGCUUGAACCUGCUGAAUUUGAUGAAUGGAUUCGUGAAAUUGAGGUUGGAUCUGAUGGGAGAAUUAAGUAUGAUGAUUUUAUUGCUAGGAUGGUUGCCAAGUGAUGAUUUUUGCAACUGGGUGACCUACUAAGCUUUGGUUUUUGUUCCGCGGAAAGACGUGACAAGCAUAAUAUAACGCUUGCCUUGUGUGGUUCGUCCUUGUUCUCAGUUUAGUAAUGUGCAACCUUUACCCGACUCUUCUAAACAGUUAAUUAUUUCAUUUUACCUUCGUUCUAUUUUUUAAGGUUUGUUUUUGGCUGACAAAUUGUGCUCGUGUUUGAAGAAAUCGAUAUUUGUGUCAAGUUAUCAUUUGACGAUGUGUUUUUUAGCCCUUUAGUUGUCGCUUGUGUAGCCUACUUGUGUAAGCCGAAAAACAUUUGGAUGUGAAACAUUGUUGGAUUAUCAUGAGCUCGUCUAAUGAUUCAAUGGCUUAAAGCCCGGACUUAUGCUUGUGUUGCUAA
Molecule: messenger RNA, 1032 nt
Organism: Amaranthus tricolor (Joseph's coat)
Lineage: Eukaryota; Viridiplantae; Streptophyta; Magnoliopsida; Caryophyllales; Amaranthaceae
Product: probable calcium-binding protein CML13
Exons: 2
Coding region: 191-634 (147 amino acids)
Cellular component (GO): myosin II complex
Molecular function (GO): calcium ion binding
Source: RefSeq, a predicted model, not a curated record